This is a messenger RNA of Suillus clintonianus, 2703 nucleotides long. RefSeq names its product AAA domain-containing protein. The transcript is spliced from 16 exons. Gene Ontology annotation, molecular function: ATP hydrolysis activity; RNA binding; 5'-3' DNA helicase activity. The coding region runs from base 140 to 2554 and encodes 804 amino acids. The record is from RefSeq and is a predicted model, not a curated record. NCBI's taxonomy places the organism in Eukaryota, Fungi, Basidiomycota, Agaricomycetes, Boletales, Suillaceae.
CGUUAAGAUGGUGAGCAACGUACGUUGAACUUGGACUCUUUCAGUCUUUCACUCAGUGCAUGAUUACCUGUUCUUAUCCGAGGCAAUAAAAUCUUCAGGCUCCAGCACGUCCAAAUUGAAACACGGGCCUUUUGACGAUAUGACAUCAGAAGCAGACCUCAAAGCCUUCAUUGACCGCCAUCGUGAACUACUCUCAAAGGAACGCAAUGCAGAGAUCGAGCGAAGCGCUCUGCUCCUCACAAACUGCGGUCCCAAACUCCUGGAGCAAAAAGGGCUCGCGCUGGGGAGUCUUGGUGUAGUUGGAAUCAAUAUAGGCCUAGGCGGGAAAACAUUAGUCGAACUGGAGCGGCCUACAGCGUUUCAUACUUCACAGACAUUUCCUCCUCAUAACUUCAGACCGGGAGACCUUGCUCGCAUCGAAGAGAAUGUAUCCUCGAAUGCUGCCGCCAAAAAAUCUGCGAAAAGUAAGAAGGCUGCAUCUGCUGGCGCUGAAAGUUCCCAUGCUGCAGAAGGUGUGGUAUACAAAGUGUCGGAUACCCGCAUCGUCAUUGCAAUGGACCCUUCAGAUUCUAGAUCAGACGAUUUGGACUUUCCUGAACGUUGUCGAGUGCUGAAGUUAGCCAAUAGCGUCACUUACGACAGAAUGAACAAAACACUGGACCAAUUGGAGAAAAUCGGCAUUCCUUCAUCGAGACAGUCCAGCGACAAAGGCGAUUAUGAGCUGACACCUCUCAUCCAAGUCCUACUCGGAAUAUCUCCACCCUCUGAAAGGACUCCUAUGGCGGAACUUAAGUUCUUUGAUGACUCUCUGAAUCCGAGUCAGCAACAGGCUGUCAAGUUCGCUCUUGAAUCCCCGGAAGUCGCUUGUAUCCAUGGUCCACCUGGGACAGGAAAAACACACACGCUAAUUGAAAUUAUACGUCAGCUCACCUCUCCUUCAGAGCAUGGGGUCAACGAGAAACAGAAGCGCAUCCUUGUGUGUGGCGCUUCCAACUUAUCUGUCGAUAAUAUCCUAGAGCGUCUUCUUGCCAUACCAUCCACUGAGAAGGGCAAGAGAACUCUCUUGGCAGCUACCCGCAUAGGCCAUCCCGCACGCGUGAUGGCUAAUCAGGGCAUCUUAGAAGCAACGCUAGAAGUGAAGGCCAACAAGAGUGAUCAAGCCGCGCUUGCAAAGGACGUCAAAUCUGAGAUUGAAUCAACCCUCGAUUUGCUUGCUGGGAAGGGGAAAGGCUCCAAGAAACCGAGAGGUUUAGAACGGAAGAAGAUGUGGGAAGACGUGAAGGCUCUCAGGAAGGAAUACAGACAGCGUGAAGGCGGAGUUGUCAAGACUGUCCUCGGGGAGUCUCAGGUUGUCCUUGCUACAUGUCAUUCCGCUGGUGGCAGGCAACUCCGUGACCACAAGUUCGAUGUAGUCAUUAUCGACGAGGCAACACAAGCGCUCGAAGCAGUGUGCUGGAUUCCGAUACUCAAGGCAAGAAAGCUCAUCCUGGCUGGCGAUCCGAUGCAAUUGCCACCUACGAUUCUCUCUAUUGACAAACAUGACAAGAAAACACCGAAGACUGUGACACCCAAAAAGAACGAAAGUACUGUGGAUGAUCAGAAGAAGUCGCAAGAGUCAGCAACAUCAAAGUCUCAGCUGCCCGAACCCGAAGAAGGCGAGGACGCCAGUCCUAGUGAUGCAGAUUCUGAAGCGGAAUCAGUCAAGGGAGAUGAAACCAUGGCACAAGACGCCACACUCGAAGUCUUCGGAGCAGGAUCACAGCAUAAUUUAGCUGAAAGAACUCAAAAGAAAACAAAGAAACGAACUGGCUUGCGACCACCUCGAACAUUAGAAACAACGCUCUUUGACCGACUCGAGAGGAUGUAUGGUCCAGAUAUAAAACGCUUGCUCAAUGUACAAUAUCGCAUGCACUCGCAGAUUUGCCAGUUUCCUUCCAAAACGCUGUAUGCGUCAAAGCUCGUGUCCCAUCAAUCUGUAAGAUCUCAUCUACUCAAGGAUCUACCCUCCGCCAGCGCCUUUACUGCCUCUGAAGAUGGGGACACCAUCAAAGAAACACUGGGAACGCCAGUCGUGUUUUUUGACACUGCGGGUUGCGAAUACUUUGAACGAGUAGAUGGAGAUGGCGACGAAGGCAGCCGCUGCAACGAGAACGAAGCAGUCGUGGUGUCAAAAUGGGUGGAAAGGUUGACGGGAGCUGGAUUGCUGCCAUCACAAAUUGCCCUAAUCACUCCGUAUCAAGCACAGGUCACUCUUCUCACUUCUUUGCUCAGACCAGUAUAUGGUCCUGAGCUUGAGAUUGGAACAGUCGAUGGGAUGCAGGGACGAGAGAAGGACGCUGUCAUUAUUAGCUUGGUGCGCAGCAACGACAAGCGCGAAGUCGGGUUUCUGAAAGAGAAGAGGCGUAUGAAUGUCGCCAUGACCCGAGCAAAGAGGCACUUGUGUAUUGUGGGCGACUCGUCGACCGUGAAGCAUGGCAGCACGUACCUGAAGAAGUGGCUUGCUUGGCUCGAGGCAAAUGCAGAUGUGAGGUUUGCGGAAUUUGAUUCCAUUUAAUCAUGGAUUUGGCCCCUGAAUAUUGAAUUUUGAAUGAAAUGAUCACAAUGUAGGUCACAAUUCCAGUGAUGUGGCGGUCAAGUGGCGGUACAAGGUUGCGUACAACACGAAUAUACAAUAUGAAUAGCCAGAGGAAAGACUCCCAAGAG